GGGUGUGGCCAAGUUAAUCAUAAAAUGGCGUUCAUCUCAUCACUUCUUUUUCCUCUUCAUUAUUUUAACUAGCAAGGCAAGGGAUUGAGACAAUGAGUAGACUCUACCAGGAAAGCCUUCUUCUUCAGAUGCAGCCAGGACCACCAAACACGUCACAACCUACUAGACUGCUCCACCCUCCAAAGCCUCAGUCAAUGUCAAGGGAUGUGAUGCCUCAUCACAUUACCAUUACUGAUGAUGAAGGUGAUGAGAGACGCCCCUCAAGGAGCAUUAGUCGUUAUGGUGUCCCGUUAUACAACUACCAACAGAUACCACCUUAUUUGAAAGGGAACCCUUAUAUCUUUGGUGGAUAUAGAGCUCAUAUUCCUAUAGGGCUCUGUAUGAGGAGUUUGUUUAUCUGGUCCAACGAGACAAUGAAUAUCUGGACACAUCUCUUAGGAUUUCUUUACUUCUUUUAUUUGCUCAUUAAUGACAAUCUCUCACUCCUCGAAGACAGUCACAGUGACUUUGGCGACAAUCUUACAUUCACGCUAAUGGACUCAGCAUUCAUGACUUGUAUGUUUUGUUCUGCAGCAUUUCAUCUUUUUAAUUGCAUAUCAGAAUCAGCGAGUAAGAUAUGGCUCAGACUCGAUUUAGGCGGGAUAUCUGUUGGUCUUUGCGGCUGUUACUUCCCCGGAGCUUAUUAUGCUUUCUAUUGUCAUGCAUAUUGGCAGUUAGCAUAUCUAGUGGCACUGUUGAUAUUAGCUGUAGGAAGUAUGGCAGUACAACUUCAUCCUCAGUUUCUGUCAUCACAAUGGCACUAUAGGAGAUUGUUUCUUUAUUCUAUUCUAAUAUUUGCUGGAAUGAUACCAGUAACUCAUUGGGCACUUACUAAUGGUGGAUUUAACUCACCACUAGUCUUGGUUUUUGUUCCAAAAAUAGCAGUAAUGUACCUAUUGGCAAUCAUUGGUGGGACGUUUUAUGUCACAAAGUUUCCAGAGUGUCAGUUUCCAGGUCGUGUAGAUUUUCUUGGUUCUAGUCAUCAAUGGUGGCAUCUAUUUGUAUUCCUUGGUUAUGCAUGGAUUCAUCAUUGUACCAUACUAAUAUAUAAUUAUUGGAUGGUUCAUUCUUGUGAAGAGCAUUUUCAAAAGCACCAGUCACUCUCCAGUAUAUUGGGAAUAACUGAUUGAGCCGGCAAUUUUGAAGCUUUUAAGACUAUUUUAUUUCAUUUUAAUUUAUUAUUUAUGCACAGGAUUUAACCAUGGAUUGGCUUUUAAAGAAUUUUAAUAGAUACAAUAAUAAUAAAUACAGACAUAAAAUAUAAAAAUGCAAGCACUCACAUUUAAAAAUUAGUCAUUUUCAUGAAUGCUAUAGUAUGGUACAUCAGUAAAUUCUUCCAUUUUUUCAUGCUCUUCUCGUCUUAA
This is a messenger RNA of Amphimedon queenslandica, 1403 nucleotides long. Its product is annotated as progestin and adipoQ receptor family member 3-like. Bases 93 to 1169 code for a protein of 358 amino acids. The record is from RefSeq and is a predicted model, not a curated record. The transcript has 7 exons. Gene Ontology annotation, cellular component: membrane. Gene Ontology annotation, molecular function: signaling receptor activity. NCBI's taxonomy places the organism in Eukaryota, Metazoa, Porifera, Demospongiae, Haplosclerida, Niphatidae.